AUGGCACAUAUUGGUUGUCUGUGGUCGCGCCACGGCGGCUGCGGCUGCAGCGCGCGCCCGGCUACAUAUUUGUUGUCUGCGGUCGCGUCGCGGCGGCUGCGGCUGCAGCGCGCGCCCGGCUACGUGACGCUGGCCGACAUCGGCGUGCCCGACCUGGGCUGCGCGCGCCCGCCCACACAGGUCACGCUGUUGCAACCGAAAAAGCGGAAAGAAGUAUGUGGCAUGGCGAAACCGAUCAGCGAAAUGUCCAUAUCGUCUACCGAGUCCGCCGAGGAUUACAACAAAAUGAUCCGUCUUCAGUCUCCCAUAGAGUCGCAUUUCGCAGUCACCCCCACUGUGGAGAGCAAGACGGGGUCGCCAGCCAAUGGAUUCACUACUUUAGAAGGAGGUCAGUUACUAUGCGAGGAGUUGGACAACCUGGCCAUAGACAACGAACAAACGCACAGAAGCAAGGAGUCUAUAGCCGGAAGUGACGACUUAAUACCCAUAAACUCAUCUUCUGCAAGCAUUGAAGAUUUGAAAAAGGAAAACUCUAGAAGCAAAGAGUCGAUAGAUGAUGUCGUGCCAAUAGUAUCGAGCGCGGCGAGUGUAGAGAAUUUAAAAUCAGAACAGUCCUUCAACCAGUUGAGCGAUUUAUUGAGUCCGGCGGAGGAGUCUAUAUCGAUGUUUACUCAGUUGUCGGAUAAGUUGACGGAGAUGACGACAGAGGGCGACAGUGGCGUCGAUACCGCGCAUAACUACUCUGAUGAUGAGGCGUGCAGGCCUGAGAAAUGGACGAUAUUAGACCUCCAAUUUGGAAUACCCCUAUUUGAUGAAACCUUAUGUGAGAAGAUUUGUAAGUGCAUUGUGGAGAGGAUAGCCAGGCCUGAAAUAUUGGACAAAGUGAAGGAAGACAAUGAAUUUAUAUGUUCCGAUGUACUGAAGUUUGUGUCCCAGUGUCAGUAUUACCCUGGUGAAGACAUGGGCAUCGUGAAGCGAGGCAUCCUGGUUCCUCUACCGAGAAAGAAUUUAUGUUUCGAAAACGGCCGCAUUACAGAGUGGACUGGUAAAUGAACUGUAAGCUCGAAAAAGCUGAAGUCAAAACUGAAAAUACAAUUUUAAAGUGACACUGCCCCCGAUUAGGCGUUUUAUCAGUAGGUAAAGUAUAGUUGGUAUUCAGGCAAUACAGACCUCAAAUUUUAAGUUUUUGAACGGUAUCGCUUAUUGCUAUCGUUUGGCAACUAUGUACAUAAUAAGUGGUAUCGCAAUCAACCUAUUGAUACAUUGUUUAAAUUGGCAAUACUCCUGGCAUAGUAGUCGCAGCCAUAAUUAUUAAAAGUAACGUAAAUUUUAAUGAGAUUGUUACUAUAUUUUUUGCAUAAAAUAUUUAUAAAUAGUAAUAGCGAAUUUAAUUAGUUUAAUAUGUAAGGAUUCGGCAUACUAAAAAAUCAAAAGGGGCUUCAUAACCAAAGUUAACACUAUCAAAAUAUUUUUGUCUUAUUUUUUUAUUACUUAUGGUAAAUUGUACUGAUUUUACACAGUAUUUCGAUUAUGAAUUUAAGAUUUUUCAAGUUGAUCGUUUUCAUUGCGUUAAUUUUAAUUAAUAGAGUUUAAUCUCGUUGGGUUUUUUAAAAUUUUAAUAUUUUUUUAUUCGGUUAUGAUUAUGAGUUAUGAGCUUGGCUCUUGUCGGUGUAGUACCCAUCUGAAAAAUAUCACAUCACAAGCCAAAAUUGUACAACAAGACCUCUCUGCAGGUGGUCCAUAAAAACAUAAUAUUAAAUAUUAUUUAUGAUUAUCUUUUGUUUAGGCUAUGUAUGUAUUUUUUAUAUUAUGCGUAGUAGUUCCGUCCUAAGUAACUAGAAGGUUUAAUAAUCGUUGUAUAUAGACCAGACAAUAUUACACAUUUAUGCAACACCACAAACAAUAUUCUAAAUUAUGCUUACAUUAGGCUAGUAAGUAUUUAAAGUAAA
Messenger RNA from Plutella xylostella (diamondback moth), 1949 nucleotides. The record is from RefSeq and is a predicted model, not a curated record. Lineage: Eukaryota; Metazoa; Arthropoda; Insecta; Lepidoptera; Plutellidae.